Messenger RNA from Danio aesculapii, 5137 nucleotides. RefSeq names its product protein phosphatase 1, regulatory subunit 9Bb (gene ppp1r9bb). The transcript has 10 exons. The coding region runs from base 370 to 2775 and encodes 801 amino acids. Gene Ontology annotation, biological process: neuron projection development; actin filament organization; calcium-mediated signaling. Gene Ontology annotation, cellular component: actin cytoskeleton; postsynaptic density; dendrite. NCBI's taxonomy places the organism in Eukaryota, Metazoa, Chordata, Actinopteri, Cypriniformes, Danionidae. Gene Ontology annotation, molecular function: actin filament binding. The record is from RefSeq and is a predicted model, not a curated record.
GCAGAAUCUGCAGCUGACUACAUCAAGAGAUCAAAACGAUCCGGAUUAAAAACGCACAAUCUGUCGCGCAAAUCCAGGGCGCAUCGCUGCUCCACUUUCUCCUUUAGUUUUUCGUAAACGCAUGUGCGAUUUAGAAAUUUAUCAGCGGGUUUUUUCCACAGACGGGAAGAUGGUGCGUUGCUAUAGCCAUGCCGCUGCUGACGGACACUCCGCACGCAUUCGUGGGCAUUAAUUCACCGCGCUCUUCUCCGUCAUAUUCCAGUGCACAUUAUUGUUCACCGGUGACGGGUUUAUCCUGACAGAAACGUCUGGGUUAACGACUCAGAGAUGCUGUUAUCGCAUCGCCUGGAAGAAGCUGCCUAACAGACCAUGAUGAAGACCGAAUCCUCAUCCUCCUCCAAGCCCGCGAGCAGCACCGCGCUCCGCAGCCCCUCUCCGCACCGCAACGCGUACGAGGCGGCGGGGAUUCAAGCGCUGAAGCCGGCCAACGACAUCUUAAAUAACGGCGACGCGCAGGAUGGCAAGCCGAAGCCCACUAGCCGCGGCCGCACGUACGGCUCGAACGUGCACCGCAUCAAGAACAUGUUCAUGCAAAUGGGCGCAUCCUCACCCACCGAAUCUGAAGACCCGCAGAGGGCAAACGGCGACGGGAAAGCGGUGCGUUUGACGCUCCCGAGGGCCGGCAGCCUGAACGAGAACGUGGACCACAGCGCGCUGCUCAAACUCGGGUCCAGCGUCUCCGAGCGCGUCAACCGCUUUGACGGCAAAUCUGACGCGUCGCCCUGCAGGUACUCCAAGCUGCAGGAGACGCGGAAGAUCUUCGAGCAGAACCAGGAGAAGCAGGCUGCGUCGAAUCGCGUCCUGCUCAAGAAAGAGCGCGCCGCUGGAUUUCAGGACGCGUCGCGUUUGGAUGUGGUCGCGCGCUUUAAUGGCAGCACGGAGUCGCUGGAUAGCCUGGACGCGAUCGGAGGCACCGGCGAGGCCGUGUCGCCCACCGUCAGCCAGCUGAGCGCGGUGUUCGAGCGGGCCGCCGAGCUGCGGAACAACCUGCACCGGCUCUCCAACACGCCCCCGCUGCCCUUGCCUCUGCGCGGCCGCGUUGGCUCGCUCAACUCCAAAAUCAUCUCCAAACGCGCUCGCGCCUCUCCUCUGGGGGCCAGCAGAGAGGAUGGGGUUAACCAGCACCAGGAGGAACAAGACGGGAGGUUCAGCAGCCUUAACGGAGCCUCUGAGCUCCAGGACAGUCUCACAUCGGUGGAAGAGAAGCAAACAGGAGAUGAAUGUAGUGCCAGUGAAUUCGCGACUCAAGACUCCAAAUGUAAGCCAGAACAAGCCAACGCCACAGAAGCUAAAGGUACUCUUAUUUCAGCAGAUCUCCACAGUUUAGGCAACAGUGGAGUCAGUUCUAAUGGAGAGGCUGUGGAGAGGGACGCUGAGGAUGGACGGUCAGUGGGGGUCAGUAAGACCGAGGAUGAUGAUGGUACUCAGCAGAAGGGUUUCUCCACUGCUGAUUUGGUGGAUAUCAGUGCCUACAGUGCUGUAGGAGAAGACUCUGCUGGCAGCCAGCUGGAGGAUGAGGAGGAAGAAGAUGAAGAGUAUGAGCCAGAGUCCAGCUGCUCUGAGAUUGCUGGAUUACCUGCGGAGGAGGAGCCGCCCCCAAGCAGGAAAAUUAAAUUCAGUGUUCAACCCAUUAAGGUAUUCACAACCUAUUCCAAUGAGGACUAUGACAGGAGGAAUGAUGACGUGGACCCCAUGGCUGCUUCUGCUGAGUAUGAGCUGGAGAAACGCGUGGAAAGGCUGGACCUGUUUCCCGUUGAGCUGGAGAAAGACAAUGAGGGUUUGGGAAUCAGUAUUAUUGGCAUGGGUGCUGGAGCUGACAUGGGCCUGGAGAAGCUUGGCAUAUUCGUAAAGACUGUCACAGACGGAGGAGCUGCUCAUCGGGAUGGCAGGAUACAAGUGAAUGAUUUGAUAGUGGAGGUGGAUGGAACAAGCCUGGUUGGUGUAACUCAAAGUUUUGCAGCAUCUGUUCUGAGAAACACAUCCGGGACCGUUCGGUUUAUUAUUGGCCGAGAAAAGCCGGGAGAGCAAAGUGAAGUGGCCCAGCUCAUCCAGCAGACUCUUGAGCAGGAGCGCUGGCAGCGGGAGAUGAUGGAACAACGAUAUCGAAACUACAUGGGCGAUGAGGAAGAGCAGGGUGAUUACGGAACAGAUGAAGAGGAAGAAGAUGAAAUGAGCCCCACAUACCCCAGUGCCAUAGAGGUGUUCGACUUAGCCGAGAAUGAAGACAUGCUUUCACCCGUAGAAGUGGACCCUGAGAAGCUUGCCCACAAAUAUAAAGAAUUGCAGAUCAAACAUGCUGUGACCCAGGCUGAAAUCCAACAGCUCAAGAGGAAGUUAAAUCACGCAGAGCAGGAUAAGCAGCGAUGGCGUUCUGAGAAGGCUCAGAUGGAGCGUAAUAUGCAGGAGAACCGGGAGCGCAUGGAGAAGCUGGAGGGAUAUUGGAUGGAGGCGCAGAGUUUGUGCCAGGCUGUGGACGAGCACCUGAAAGAAACGCAGGCUCAGUACCAGGCUCUGGAGCGCAAAUACAGCAAGGCCAAACGCCUCAUCAAAGAGUAUCAGCAGAAGGAGAUUGAAUUACUUAAAAAGAAAACAGCUCAGCAAGAAAAUGUAGAGGAGACUGAAGCUUCACAUAAUGAGGAAACAGAACAACUCCAAGACAAGGUAACAGAUCUUGAGUCGCAGGUGGAGGAGAUGAAGUCACUGGAUCCGUCAUAAAAGUACAGAUUGUUCAACUACUUCAAUGUAAAUGUACUGAAAUUGGAGAAAUUUGUACUUUUGUCAUUAUUGUUUUUGUCAGUAUCCCCAAGACUUUCCUUCCUCCAUACCUUGAUUUCAGACUUUUUAUGGUUUUAGACAUGUUUUCUUUAGUCGUUCUUAAUAUUGUGAAUCAUAGAUUUACCCUGCAGUGUUUGGUCAUUUGUAUUUUCCUCACAUUUAACUCUAGACAACAAUUCGGCUCUCACUGAUAGUUCUGCCAAAGUUGUUCCUGUAACAAUCUAACGAACGCAACAAAAAACGUGUCAUUUUCUUAUCUUUCAUUAACAACUACAGUGAUAUAUUUUUCCCAUUUCAGUGUUAUAAAUGAGGAGAGUGUGAGGAUGUCUCUGAAACUCCAGUAAUGACCUGCCACUCGCUGCUGUACCUUAAAAAAAUCCCAGUUACACUUUCCCUCUUUUUAUCCUUAUGCCUUUCCUUAAACUCUCCUUAGGAUGAACUGUUCUAUAUGUGAUAAGUAUAAUUUGUCUAGAUUCUUUAAAAGUAUAUAUUAAUAUAAAAUGGGAAGCACAUCAUUCAUGGAGGGAACCUGAGGGAAACUGUAAAGAUUUCUGUAAAGCUGAGGAUCAAGUGGAAAUCCAGCUCAUAUUUUGUGGUCAUUAAACACAUACUUAGCUUAGCCUUAGCCAGAUAUCAAGGGUUUUACUAAAACAUCUUUCUCCAAAUGCUUCUUUUUCUACCUAUAGCAGUCCACACUUUACCUCUUGUGUAAGGUUUUGGUGACUCAAACCUUAAAAACCAACUGCUGCCUUUUUCCUCAGUAUUAUUCCUGUUUAGCCACUUUCCAGUGUUCACUUUCCAGUGUUUACAUCUCCACUUAAAGGAACAAUCCAGUUUUUUUGUCACAUAGAGUUAAACAGUUAAGUUUUACUAUUUUUUAAUCCAUUCAGCUGAUCAACUGGACCAGUUUUAGCUUAGCUUAGCAUAAAUUAUUAUUAGACCGUUAGCGUCUUGUGCAAAAAAAACCCCAAAAAUGUUAUAGAUAAUUUAUGAUAUUACGCUGUUCUUGAAAAUACCCAGCAAACAAAUGUUUAAUAGACAUCUGAAUGUAGACAGCUUGGCUACGUUUGAAUGUCUAAACUAAACUUGGGUUGAGGCUAAACUUGGGUUGUCAGUGAAAAUCUAAUAGAGAUCUGACAAUAGCCGAAAACUAGACUAGUCAUUAAAUAGACAGAUUAGACAGACGUUUUAUGUGUAGUCACUCAUUUGUUUAUUUGAUGACUAGUCUAGUUUUUCCUAGACAUCCAUUAGAUUUUCACUGACAGCACAAAUUUGGCCCUGGUUUAGCCAAGACGACUAUGUUUAGACGUCUAUUAGACAUUAUUUAGAAACAAAAAAAUGCUUUAUGGGUAGUCUCUAGCAAGGUAAAUGUGCUGCUUAAUAUAAUUGUGCCCUCAUAGAGCCAUGAAAUGGCAUAAAUAAACUCCUUGAUUAUAACAUCCACAUGAGAUGAGUUGAGAUGUAGGAAUGAGUUCCUAGACAUAUCAGCUUAGAAAAUAGCAUCUAUUUUCCCGUCUGUCUUGCAUAAAGAAACUACAGAAUGGUCAAGGUUUAAAUAGGAAAAUGAGAUGCCUCUUAAAUAAAAAUGCUAAAUUCUUUUUAAAAAUUUUUUUGAGCAAAAUGCAAACGGUCUAAAUCGGGUCAAUGAUUUAUGCUAAGCUAAGCUAGAAGUGCUCCCUCUAGGCCUGGGGAUAGACUGAAUUGAUUCAAAAUGGUAAAACACAACUCCUUAACCGUUUAAUUGUAAAACAAGCCUAUUUCUUUCCAAAAAAAAGUGGAGUGUUCCUUUAAACCUUCUUUAUGGGGCAAAAAAAAGGUGUUUUCUCCUUUUUUCCUCAGUGUUUUUUUUUUGUUUGCUUAUAUAGGUUACUCUGGUGAUAACAUGUAUGAUUAUGCGACUGGCUGAACUGUGUGUGUAUGUGUGUGUGUUUGAGAUGGACCUGUAUGGGCCACAAUAGUUUCAUAAAAUGAACCUGUCAUAUGAAUUGUUCAGUGUAAUGUAACUGAACACAGCACACGGACCUUAGACUGGCUUUUGGAGGAAGAUGUCCCAAAUACAACAGCAGUGAAUUCCACGUCCUAUAGGAAGACUAUUUGUUAUACAUAAUCAUGUGAAAUAUAUGAAGGAACCAAGAAUUAUAAAUGAUUGUGAUUGUAGUAUUUAGUAUGUCACCUUUAGUCUUUACACAAAGACUAAAUUAAAUCGAUGAGGCAUGUAAACAGCUUUUUUUUCUCAGUACAAGGCUUGUAUGGAAAACACACUCAUGUGGUUUGUUAAUGUGCUUUUAUGAAAUAAAGUCAA